UCAGUUCCGGAAAAGUUUUGUCAUCACUAAAUUGUUCUUAAAUUCGUAACCCGUCAAAAUAGAACUGAAUGAAUGUUUUAUUUAAUCGUUAGCAGUACGUAUAGUAACAAAUAUUUAGUGUGAUCCUUACUGCGGAUCGUCUCUGUGUGGCCCAGCCGCGUCAAAUUCGUUUUGCUCGUUAAAUGGUAUUCAAAUAUAACAAUCAGCAGAACCGGGCAAUGCAGCAAAAUCAGAGCCAGCAGCACUCUCACAAUGCUCGUGCCGCAGCUGCUCCGUACAGAAAACCUUUUCGUGGGGCACCAGUGGCCGGGAGCAAAGCCAAUCAAAUGAUGUACUCAUCGUGCCAGAUGCCCAGCGACCCACUAUACAUAGACUUCAACAGACCCACGACCGUACCACCGACCAAGUCUGCAGCCGGGUCGGCAACCCAGAGCCAGGCCCACGUCCUUACCGUUCCGGCUGCCAGGCACCAGGGUACUGCCAGUCCGGCGGCCAAGCCCCAAGUCACUGCCUGUUCGACAGGCCCGCUCAAGACCAAUGCCAAUCCUGCCCAGUCUACCGCCUGGGAGAUGGCCAGGAAGAAGCCGCUCAAGAGUAAACAGCAGCCCAAGGGCAAGCACCAGCUGCCGCUGCAGCAAGCGUUCUCAGGACAUUUGAGCGGGAAUGUACACGCAAAUGGAAAUAGCGAGGGCGUCCACAAGUGGCCUCCUAAGCAGCGCUUUCAUCCCCAAAAUCGCUUUAACGGUGGUGGCUUUAACAGGCCUCCACCGAGCCAUGCUUGUCCACAUCACAUGAUGCCCGUCAUGGGACCAAUGGGACCGGGCCCACGACCACGCUGCGGAAGGCCAAUGCCAAUGGCGCCCUUUCCACCGAUGCCUUAUCCACCACAGAUGGUGCCGCCCAUGGCCAUGCGUUGCCCCAUGCCACCGAUGGGUGGUCCACCGCCACCGCCUCACUUCAUGCGCCACAACGGUCGCGGCGCUCCAAUGCACAUGAUGGGCGGUCCACCCAUGCACUUGAUGGGUCCUCGCAUGCCGCCGCGUGGAAUGCCGCCCGGGGGACCCUUUGGCGUUGGAAUGAACAUGAAUGGCGGCCCAAACGGGGGCAGGAUCAAGAAACCGAAUCCGGUGCUGAUCAAGCAGGUGGUCAAGGGAAAGAGCACCAUCAAAACGCUUAAGAAUAUGGUGAAUCAGUACCCGCUGGACAAGCCUUGGGUGACGGAGCAGAUUCGCGGGGAGCACGACAAGAAGGUGGACAUCGAAAACCGUCUGAAGGGCAACAAGGACGAUGAGCUAUUUGCCCAGUUUAAGGUGCAGCGCGAUAAGUUCGUGGAACUGUACGAGGGGGCGCGCGAAAACUAUCUGAAGCAGGAGGCAGCCUCUGUUAUGGCCAAGGAUGCUAAACCAGACAAAGACAAAGAAAAAAACACAACUCAGAAUGCCGCCCAAGAUGCAGCGACUCCAAGUCCGUAGGCAGACCAAUUAAUGCGCAACGAAACGACCGAAGAUCCAAUCAAACAUACAGCAACAGCGACAACAAUGAGAAGUACAAGAAGUCUGAAAAAUGAAUUAAAAACUAGCCCGAAAAUAAACACGAAAACAGUGAUCAUGUGCCAGAGCUGCACCAGAGAACAGAGAAACAAAAACUGAUCUUACGAAAGCUGCAUGCACCGAAAUGAUGAUACCCUACCCUGCCCUGGCCUGUCCAAUGCUGUUGACUGUCGGGUCUCGUCACAAUAAGUUUUUGAUUGCGUCAAUGUAGUCGCACUAUACACAAACAGAUAUAUACAUACAUACAUUAAAGCAUACAUGUAUGGCAUCUACGAGUAUAGCCAGCCAUAUUUAUGAUUCUUAUUCCCCUCCCGAGAGCUUGCUGCUGAUCGCGUGGAGCGAAAGAAAUGAAAUAGCGAUAGAAGACC
Molecule: messenger RNA, 1918 nt
Organism: Drosophila miranda
Lineage: Eukaryota; Metazoa; Arthropoda; Insecta; Diptera; Drosophilidae
Gene: fs(1)K10
Product: DNA-binding protein K10
Exons: 2
Coding region: 183-1472 (429 amino acids)
Source: RefSeq, a predicted model, not a curated record